AUGUUGAUCGUCCAAGAAACUACCCAGCGUCAAGCAUCGCAAUGUGAACGGCGCCUCCUACGGGCCAAACGGAAUCUGCCCAAACUGGCGUUGGAUGUUCCCAACAAUGUACGUCGUUUUCUUCCGGAACGCAAGUUGAAAACCUGGAAGUAUCAGGGAUCCUGGGGGGAUUCGAAAAGUUCCGCGGCCGUAGGGACAGCUAUGACACGGCUUAUGGUAGUUAAUUCAAAAGCCGAGAAUUCACUCAAAAUGGGUAUUUUUCUACCUUUUUUACAACCACAAUCGCGCCUGAAGUUUAUCAAUCACACGGUUAAGCUGUUUAUGCGGGCGAUGGAAACGUCGGUAAUCGUGGUUUUGGAACAGCGCCUUGAAGAUUUUGCCUUGUUGGCUGCAAUCUGUUUGGCUAGUUUGUCCAAUUUAUCUGCAGGUUCUCUACUGGUGAAUUAUCCCUCUUCUCCCAGAACUGCAAAAUGGCCAGUGGCACCUCGGCCAGUUCACCUGCCAGAUGCACCAGCUCUUUCACACUCAACUGGUCAACUGCCAUCGCCAUCCGCAACCGGGCACCAGACGCAGUCUACACACGUUCGGCGAGCUCUUCGUACGGCAAAAAUGCUGGCGCGACAUUUUGAGACCUGGGGUUACAAGGAUGAUCAAUCUGCCAGUUUGACUGGUGUCAGUUGA
This is a messenger RNA of Opisthorchis viverrini, 681 nucleotides long. RefSeq lists its product as hypothetical. Lineage: Eukaryota; Metazoa; Platyhelminthes; Trematoda; Opisthorchiida; Opisthorchiidae. The transcript is spliced from 5 exons. The record is from RefSeq and is a predicted model, not a curated record. The coding region runs from base 1 to 681 and encodes 226 amino acids.